Molecule: messenger RNA, 971 nt
Organism: Lotus japonicus
Lineage: Eukaryota; Viridiplantae; Streptophyta; Magnoliopsida; Fabales; Fabaceae
Product: electron transfer flavoprotein subunit beta, mitochondrial
Exons: 5
Coding region: 103-858 (251 amino acids)
Cellular component (GO): cytosol
Molecular function (GO): electron transfer activity
Source: RefSeq, a predicted model, not a curated record
CAAGCCCCAUAGGUGGGGUGCCAAACCCAACUCCCAACACAAGUGUUCUCUUCUUCACAAACACUGUCAUUUCCAGCUCCAGAGAAACACAGACAGACAACGAUGAAGAUCAUGGUGGCCAUAAAGCGCGUGGUCGAUUACGCCGUCAAAAUCAGAGUCAAACCCGACAAGACAGGGGUGGUCACCCAGAACGUGAAAAUGUCGAUGAACCCAUUCUGUGAGAUUGCUCUUGAAGAAGCUCUUAGGAUCAGGGAAUCUGGGUUGGCUUCUGAGGUUGUGGCUGUCAGCAUGGGACCUGCUCAGAGUGUGGAUACUCUCAGAACUGGUCUUGCUAUGGGAGCUGAUAGAGGAAUCCAUGUUGAGGCUAAUGGUUCACUGUAUCCCCUUUCUGUUGCUAAGAUUUUGAAGAAGCUUGUGGAGAUUGAGAAGCCUGGGCUUUUGAUUCUUGGCAAACAGGCCAUUGAUGAUGACUGCAAUCAAACAGGGCAGAUGACAGCUGGACUGCUCAACUGGCCUCAAGGGACUUUUGCUUCAAAGGUUGUCCUUGAUAAAGAGAAACAGGUAGCCACAGUGGACAGAGAGGUUGAUGAUGGUAUUGAGACUGUGAGUUUGAACUUACCAGCGGUAAUAACCACUGACCUGAGACUGAACCAGCCAAGGUAUGCUACUCUUCCCAACAUAAUGAAAGCAAAGUCGAAGCCCAUAAAGAAAUAUACUCCGGAGGAGUUGAAUGUGGAAAUCAAGUCCGAUUUGGAGAUUGUUCAAGUCACAGAACCUCCCAAGAGAAAGGCAGGGGUUGUUCUUUCUUCUGUGGAUGAGCUCAUUGACAAGCUAAAACAUGAAGCUAGAGUCAUAUGAUUAUUCUGUACUUAGUUCUAAAUGGAUUACUUCUCACCAAAGGAUGAAGAACAUUGCACCAAGAUAUUGAUAUAUGAUCAAAUAACAUAAUAAAUUAAAUACUGUACCUUUAA